This is a messenger RNA of Poecilia latipinna (sailfin molly), 3320 nucleotides long. Its product is annotated as WD repeat-containing protein 11-like. The transcript has 8 exons. The record is from RefSeq and is a predicted model, not a curated record. Lineage: Eukaryota; Metazoa; Chordata; Actinopteri; Cyprinodontiformes; Poeciliidae. The coding region runs from base 230 to 1285 and encodes 351 amino acids. Gene Ontology annotation, cellular component: cytoplasm.
GUGACAUUCAUGCCAAUGAGAGUUUUAACACUUGGACCUGUAGCCUGAAAGUUAGAAUUCAAAUACUCAGAUUCACAUGUUUGUAUCUUUCUAUCAAUAUGUACUGCAGGAAGAUUUUUUGGUAAAUGAAGUUUUGCCUUUCAGGUUAAAUUAGUUCUAAGCUGCAGCCGCAAAAGCAGCGUGUACUCUGUGGUCUGGAAGAUAAAAACAGCCUCUCUGGUUCUGCUGAAUGUCUGUGUGGUUUUUCAGCGAUAUGAAGAGCGUGCUUCAGGACUCGGAGCUGAGUCUUCUGCAGCGCUGCCUCCUGGUGUCACGGUUGUUCGGGGAUGAGUCCGACCUUAACUUCUGGACAGUGGCGUCCCACUACCUGCAGCUGUUUGCCCAGGCUCGUCAGCUAAGCGUGACCUCUGAAGGGGGGAGUGAAGAAACCCAGCCGCCGUCUCAGAACCACCUGGACAUUUGCCACGACAUUUUGUGCGAGAGUUCUUACUUCCAGAAGUUCCAGCUGGAUCGAGUUCACUUGCAGGAGGUGAAGAGGUCCAGUUAUGAACACACCAAGAAAUGUGCUGACCAGCUCCUCCUGCUGGGUCAGACCGACCGGGCGGUGCAGUUGCUGCUGGAGACGAGUGCAGAUAACCCCAGCUACUACUGCGAUUCACUCAAAGCCUGCCUAGUGACCACCAUCACCUCCUCGGGCCCUUCACAGUCUACAAUCAAGCUAGUGGCCACCAAUAUGAUUGCUAAUGGCAAACUGGCAGAGGGAGUCCAGUUGUUGUGUCUGAUUGACAAGGCGGCGGACGCCUGCCGCUACCUGCAGACCUACGGGGAGUGGAACCGAGCGGUGUGGCUCGCUAAGGUGCGCCUGAGCCCAGCAGAAGGCUCCGACGUGCUGAAGCGCUGGGCAGAGCACCUGUGCUCCCCUCAGGUCAACCAGAAAUCCAAAGCCAUCCUGGUGCUGCUGUCCCUGGGCUGCUUUUACAAAGUGGGAGAGAUGCUGCACAGUAUGAGGUACUUUGAUCGCGCCGCCCUCUUCAUUGAGGCUUGUUUGAAAUCUGGGGUAAUGGAGGCCAAUGACUCUUCCAAUAAACUCAUCGAGGCUGCGUUUCUGGACUUUGCACGGCUGCUGCGUUCGCUGGGCCUGCGGGAGGGCGCCGCUCUGUGGGCGUCGCGGGCCGGCAGCGCCGGAGAGCAGCUGAUGGAGGAGCUCUUCCAGGGGGAAGGUGGCGUUCCCGAAGCCGUACUUGGCGAAGACGAGGUGGAAGUGGGACUGGAGAGCACAGAGUGAGCGGGUGUCUAUCAGAACUCGAUCAUUAUGAAUGAACUCUGGAUCGGCAUCCGGGAGAUUCAUGCUCAUCACCUCUGCAUCUCUGAGGAGAGGGGAUGCGAGGCGUUUAUUCCUUGUGAGGUUUUUACUGGAAGCUACCUGCGUCUGUGGCUGUGAUGAGGUUGAGGUGAUGUAAACGGUCUGUGUGUGUAUGUGUGUGUGUUCAUGUGUAAAUGCAUGUAACGGCCCAAGAAGAAACACUUUGUGUCCCCAUCACCUCUUUGUCACUCCAUGUUGCUUCCAUUUAAAUCCCUGAAUGUUUGUUUUACAAAUGGUUACUUUCCGUGAUGGUUUUGGUGAUGUCAGAGUACUACUGUAGCUCUAUGGGUGUCACUGAAAAAAAUGAUCUCUGUCCUUUUGAAAGUGUGUUGUAGCGGUGCCCCAUGGGUGACUUUCUUGAUUCAUGAAUUGCACUUUUAAUUUCACACCUAAGACUUUAUAAUUUGAUUGGAGAUCUUGCUUUAACUGGCCAUGUGAUUAUGCACAAAUACACAAAAGCAACUUGUUCUUUGAGUCACUCACCAAAACCUGACUUUUCCUGAUUUGUCAGUUUGAUACGAGAACUGUCACCACAGUGAUGACGUGAAUUAGACGCAUGAUGUAUCUUAAUCCAUUCCAGUUAUCUUUUAGCAUCCUUUCGGCUGUUUCUAUGGACACUUGCAACAGUUUGCCAUCUGUGUUUUUGAUGUUACGGUAAUGACGUUUGCUACAAACAGAGCUAUCAAGCUGUUAAUCAGACCUCUGAAACGUUUAACCAGUCUGUGCUGCUUUCUGAAAUAAUCCCUUGCAUUCAUUCAUUCAUUCCACUUAGACCUUUUAAACUUUUGUCAUCUUACAACCGCAAAAUUAAUUGCAGUUUAUUGGGAUUAUACAUGACAGAGUAACACAAAGUAGCACAUGAUUGUGCAGCUGUGCAUAUCCUGAGUAAAGAUAUCCUGCACAGUUUUCUUAUCUAAAAUGCUCAAACUCAAUCAGAAGAGAAUAUCUGUGGACAUCUGUUUUCAAGUCCUUCAUACAGAUUUACCUCUGGACUUUGACAGGACCAUUUUGACACAUGACAUGUUGGUGAUCGCCAGCUAGAAGCUGAACUUCCACCCCAGUCCAAAGCUUGGUGAAGACUCUAAUAGGUUUUCUCCUUAUUUAUUCGACUCAAUCAUCUGUGGUCAGCUUCCCACAGCAUGAUGCUGCCACCACCAGAUUUCACUGUGGGGUAGGUGUGUUCAGGGUGAUGUGCAGUGUGAGUUUUCUGCCUCACAAGUGAUUUUUGAAGUCGACUGGUUCUGAUUUGUGCAAAUAUUUUUGCCUUCCACACAAUUAUGCACUAUUUAUAUGCUAAUCUAUCGUAUGAAAUCCCAAUAAAAUAGAUUAAAGUUUGUGGUUAUAAUACAACGACAAUAAAAAAGUAUAAGAGGUGGGAAUACUUUUGCACUGCCACCCGUUCUUCGCUGUCCCGCCUGGUUCUUUACAUGCUAAACAUAUCCUGAAGAUCCAAACCAUCAGCGUAAUGUUGCAAAGAUUUUAUAGUGUUUGUGAUUUAAAAAAAAGAAGAAAAAGAACAGUUUCUUACUUUUAGUGUUGAUGUGUUUCAUAAACACACCAGUGGUGUUUCAUGUAAUCCGUGCUACUGUAAAAAACUGGAACAGUGUUGCUAUGGUAACCCACGUCCACUGACUGCUCCGCCUAACACUACUCGUGAUUAGCUGUAGUGUAUCUUACUCUGUGUGAGGGCAUCGUGGAGACGUGUACUGGUCUUCUUUUCCUUUUGACGAAAUGUUUAACAACAUUCUGCUGCUUUUCUUUAUAUGUACAAUGAAAUUAUACUGCUGAAAAUCCUGGCACGUAGACAUGUCUUUAACUGUAUAUUUUCUAAGAAGAAGAAUCCAUAAUGUUUAUCUUUUUUUCUUUGUCUAUUGUUAAAAUCGUGAUUCUGAUGCUUCAUGGCAAGAUAAAGAAUUAUAUGUGUAUAUGAAUGGUAAUAAAAAAUGUCUUCAAGGUU